This is a messenger RNA of Malus domestica (apple), 1410 nucleotides long. RefSeq names its product CBL-interacting serine/threonine-protein kinase 21. Gene Ontology annotation, biological process: signal transduction; protein phosphorylation. NCBI's taxonomy places the organism in Eukaryota, Viridiplantae, Streptophyta, Magnoliopsida, Rosales, Rosaceae. The record is from RefSeq and is marked provisional. Gene Ontology annotation, molecular function: ATP binding; protein serine/threonine kinase activity.
AUGGGAUUUGCCAGCAACGUAGGGAAGUACCAGCUCGGGCGAACGAUUGGAGAAGGUACUUUCGCCAAGGUGAAGCUGGCACUCGACAGCACCAAUGGCAAGUAUGUUGCAAUCAAGAUCCUGGAUAAGCAUAUGGUCAUGCAAACCAAUCUCAAGAAUCAGGUCCAGAGAGAAAUUAGAACAAUGAAGCUUCUCAACCACUCCAACAUUGUUCGCAUUCACGAGGUCAUAGGAACAAAGACAAAAAUUUACAUAGUUAUGGAACAUGUAUCUGGAGGUCAACUCGCAGACAAGAUGUUGUAUGCCAAAAGAUUUAGUGAAGGGGAGGCAAGAAAGCUGUUUCAGCAAUUGAUUGAUGCAAUGGACUACUGUCACAACAGAGGUGUCUAUCACAGAGAUCUAAAGCCUGAAAACUUGCUUCUAGCCAGUAAUGGAACGCUGAAGAUGUCCGAUUUUGGACUCAGCGCACUGCGUAAGCCUGGUGACCUUUUGUCAACAAAAUGUGGCUCUCCAAGUUAUGUAGCUCCCGAGCUGAUCCUGAGUAAGGUGUACGAUGGAGCAGCUGCAGAUGUUUGGUCUUCUGGAGUGAUUCUUUUCGAAUUAUUAGCUGGUCAUCUACCAUUUGAUGAAUCUAGCCUGAUGAGCUUAUACAAAAAGAUAUCCAGAGCAGAAUACACAUUUCCGCAGUGGUUUACACAAGACCAGAAGAAGCUCAUCUCCAGAAUACUUGAUCCAAAUCCUAGAACGCGGAUAACAAUACCAGAGAUUAUCGAAAAUGAAUGGUUUCAACAAGAUUAUGUGCCCACAUAUGGAAAUGAUAGUGACGAAAAAAUCUACCUUGAUGAUGUUAAUGCCGCAUUUGAUUCAAUUGAGGAGAAUGUGGCGGAGACAAAAAUUCCAAAAUCCUCAAGUUUUAUAAAUGCAUUCCAAUUGAUAGCCAUGUCAAAUGAUCUCGAUCUGUCAGGUCUUUUCGAGGAACAGGAUGAGAACAAGCAUAAAACAAGGAUUGGAUCCAAGCAUACCAUUACUGAAACCAUGAAGAAAAUAGAAGCUGCUGCAACGGAUGCGAGCCUUUCAGUAGCAAGAACAAACAACUUCAGGAUGAAAAUGCAUGCAAAACAGAUUAUGACUAGAUGCUGUAGAUCAUACAUUGACAUAUCAGCAGAGGUGAUUGAAGUUGCUCCCACGAAUUGUGUCGUUGAAAUAUCAAGAUCUGCAGGGGAGCUUAGACUGUACAAAGAAUUCUGUAAAAGUUUAUCAAGUCAGCUGACAGACAAAGCCGCUGCUUCAUCACCGAAGCAAGAAUCUGAGGCUGUCAACACCGAUAGAGAAAGUAUCGAAGAAAAAGAACGCUCUGAGGAGACGAAUUCCAGAACAAUCAAAGACUACCGCGGUUAUUCAUCGUCUUGA